Molecule: messenger RNA, 2097 nt
Organism: Coregonus clupeaformis (lake whitefish)
Lineage: Eukaryota; Metazoa; Chordata; Actinopteri; Salmoniformes; Salmonidae
Exons: 12
Coding region: 74-1120 (348 amino acids)
Biological process (GO): adenylate cyclase-activating G protein-coupled receptor signaling pathway
Cellular component (GO): plasma membrane
Molecular function (GO): G protein-coupled receptor activity
Source: RefSeq, a predicted model, not a curated record
UCUUAAUUUCAGGCUAAGGACAGGUGCGCUUUGAAUAACUUUGCCUAGGUGGUAAUUGUGCGGCUCAUUCACUAUGGAUCCUUUGAAUGGAACUUUAAGUAACGACCAGAUCACUGGUCUCUCGACUGUGUACCUGGUAUCUCUGUCUUUAAGUUUGAUUGGGAGUUUUUCAGUGCUGGUUGUUUCCAUCGCAAGGAGGAGGCACUUACAAGAACAGGUGCAGCCCCUGGUCCAGCUGGCUCUAGCUGAUCUGUUGGCAGCAGCCACCCUGAUGUUCACCAACGUAAUGAAUGAGACUGACAGCUUCACCCACAGUGUGUUAAUCUGUAAACGCCUACUGCCUCUGUCACUGACGUUUUACUGUGUGUCGUUCCUGCUGGUGAUAGUGUAUGCUUGGGAGUCAAAGCAUGCCAUCGAGGGAUGGCGGGAGAGACCAAGAGAGGAAGAGUCCCAGUGUAGACGAAGGGUGGUGGUUUUGCCUGUAUAUACACUUGUAUGGUUUACGCCGUUGGUGAUGUACUUUGCGUACAUUAUGACUUUAGUCCUGACCACAGCGGACUUGGUACCAGCCAGCCACGGGACGGCAAACAACAGUGAAGUUAGCACAUACUGCACCAGCUGUAUCCUCUUCCUACAUAUCUGGAGGGACCACUGCUCAGAUAUAGAACAGAUCCAUGACAUGUUCAUGCGAUGCUUCCUCUUCUUCAGUGUGAUACUAGUGUUGGUGUGCUGCACGGUGGUUUACUACAAGGUGGGCAGCUUGUAUCGCAGUUACGAGGAGGGACUAUUUCCUGUGGAGGGAGACGCACGUUCCAGGAAACGACUGAGGGGUGUGUUCUCCACUGUUCGCUACAUGAUAGUGGUUAUCAUCUUCUGCUGGACACCAGCUCUUCUUCUAGUUGUCCUGUCUGUGAUGCCAGACAUACCUCAAGAGAAGCUCUUCCCCCUCUAUGUUAUACAGGCGGUGACGGUGUCGCUGCAGGGCUGUCUGAACAGCGUGGUCUACGCCUGGAGACGACCAAACUUCAGAGACGCUGUGCUUGGAGAGAGGAUGCCCCUGCUCAGCCAAGACGCCCCCCUGUCCUUCUUUGACGAAUCACUGAGGGGGCCGCCAGAGUGACGGAAGAGGAAGUGAGACAUUCUACUCGCUAUUUUUUUCUGGUUCAUAUACAGUCAAUAAACUAAGCAGACCAGACCCAGCAUUGGUGCCUAUGGGAGAGCCACCCCCUUAAGCAGACUGAAACUGACCAUUUUUGUUCAAUGGUAAUCAGCCUGACUGGGACAUCUCAUCUAUUUACAAUUUUUGGUGCCGCCCUUGACGCCUGACCUCUAACCCCUGACCCCUGACUCGAGAGACGCUGCUGGGCUGCUGGUGGAAUUCUCCCUCUGGCCCAGAUCUAGAAGUUUACCCUGCUCAAAUACUAACCUUCACCAUUGAGGGAAGCGAUGCAACACUGGCCUUAGAUCAGUUUCUAGGGAUAACUUCAUUCCUCUACUCCCACUGGGAUGGUUUUCCGGAGCCAAGACAAUGGAGUUGACUAUGUACUUAUUUGAGUGUUAUUUAUUCUGAAAAUAAUCUUCAAUGCUUUCAUAUUCCUUUUUUAGUACCAUGGUAUUUCUGUAAGAUGGGUUGAUGAGGUGAUUAUUAUGAUGAGUUGUAGAGCCAGAUGGGCCGGAGAAUAGUAGGAGUCAACAUGACAUGACAAUGAUCAUCGUUUGAUUGAUUAAUUGGUUGAUAUGGUUUACAAAGCACAUCCUUAAGGCGUGGGGGAUGGGCCCCUUUCCAACUUUCCAAUAGAUAGCUAGAGCAAGUAUGGCAGGAAUUGUGUAGAACUUAGCAAACAAUAUAACAAGCAAGCAUAGCAAGCUAUCAUUUGUACACAUUCACAGUCUUUUGUAUCAGGUUGUAAGUCACUCUGGACAAGAGCGUCUAACAAACGACUAAAAUGUCAAUGUAAAUAUAGUAUCACCCUGAACAAAUUGUAGAAAGAUCAGGGGUAUGUUUUUUAUUCUAUCAUUUGACAUCAAUGUUCCCUUAAUUUUGGGGGGGCAUUUAGCAAACUUGAACGUUGUGAAAAUUCUGUGCAACUUCCAGUG